Messenger RNA from Trichechus manatus latirostris (Florida manatee), 7438 nucleotides. RefSeq names its product ADAM metallopeptidase domain 10 (gene ADAM10). Gene Ontology annotation, molecular function: metalloendopeptidase activity involved in amyloid precursor protein catabolic process. The record is from RefSeq and is a predicted model, not a curated record. Bases 643 to 2667 code for a protein of 674 amino acids. Gene Ontology annotation, biological process: membrane protein ectodomain proteolysis; Notch signaling pathway. Gene Ontology annotation, cellular component: plasma membrane; synaptic membrane. NCBI's taxonomy places the organism in Eukaryota, Metazoa, Chordata, Mammalia, Sirenia, Trichechidae. The transcript is spliced from 17 exons.
UUUAGUCUCUCUGUAGUUUUGCAUUUGGUUUUGAAAAAGAAAGAAAAUACUCAAAAGGCCUCGUACUACAGUUUCUACAUUCUUGAUUUCUUCUCUUGUGUGAUGUAGUUUUUUAAACCCAAAUAUAAACUCAAAAAUAUUUUUAAAGAUUAUGGAAAAUGCAUUAGUAAAGUAUUCAAUUAUUUAGUCUUGAUUUGUAAAAUUUCCACACUGGUGGGCUUUAGUAUCACUUAUACGCUGGCUUCACUCUGUUUUCCUUGCUGGUUGCAGGGAUUGUUUUGGAUUCCAUUCCUUUCACCUCUUGAGAGAAGUGCAUUCGAGAGGAGGAUGAAAUAAUGCAAUAGUAAUUUAAAUUGAAUGAAUUUGUGGCCUCAAUUUGUGUAUGCAGGUUUUAAAGAGGAGUUUAGGGAAAGGAGGAGGAGAGAAGAGGAGAUGAGGAUGAUGGUAACAUUUUGAGCUUUUCCUUAUCCUAGAGGUCAGUAUGGAAAUCCUUUAAGUAAAUAUAUUAGACAUUAUGAAGGAUUAUCUUAUGAUGUGGAUUCAUUACACCAAAAACACCAGCGUGCUAAAAGAGCAGUUUCGCACAAGGACCAGUUUUUACACCUAGAUUUCCACGCCCAUGGGAGACAUUUCAAUCUACGAAUGAAGAGGGACACCUCCCUUUUCAGUGAUGACUUUAAAGUAGAAACAUCAGGUAGAGUACUUGAUUACGAUACCUCUCAUAUUUACACUGGACAUAUUUUUGGUGAAGAAGGAAGCUUUAGCCAUGGGUCUGUUAUUGAUGGAAGAUUUGAAGGAUUCAUCCGGACUCUUGGUGGCACAUUUUAUGUUGAGCCAGUAGAGAGAUAUAUUAGAGGCCGAAGUCUGCCAUUUCACUCUGUCAUUUAUCAUGAAGAUGAUAUUAGCUAUCCCCAUAAAUACGGUCCAAAGGGAGGCUGUGCAGAUCAUUCAGUGUUUGAAAGGAUGAGGAAAUACCAGGUGACCGGUGUAGAGGAAGUGACGCUGAUGCCUCAGAGAGAACAUGCUGCUAAUGGUCCAGAACUCCUGAGAAAAAAACGUACAACUUCUGCUGAAAGAAAUACUUGUCAACUUUUUAUUCAGACUGAUCAUCUGUUCUUUAAAUAUUAUGGAACACGGGAAGCUGUGAUUGCCCAGAUAUCCAGUCAUGUCAAAGCGAUUGAUACCAUCUACCAGAACACAGACUUCUCUGGGAUCCGCAACAUCAGGUUCAUGGUGAAACGAAUACGAAUCAAUUCAACUGCUGAUGAGAAGGACCCUACAAAUCCUUUCCGAUUCCCAAAUAUUGGUGUGGAGAAGUUUCUGGAAUUGAAUUCCGAGCAGAAUCACGAUGACUACUGUUUGGCCUACGUCUUCACAGACCGAGAUUUUGAUGACGGCGUUCUAGGGCUGGCUUGGGUCGGAGCACCUUCAGGAAGCUCUGGAGGAAUAUGUGAAAAAAGUAAGCUCUACUCCGAUGGUAAAAGGAAGUCCUUAAACACUGGAAUAAUUACUGUUCAGAACUAUGGGUCUCACGUACCUCCCAAAGUCUCUCACAUUACUUUUGCUCAUGAAGUCGGACACAACUUCGGAUCUCCACAUGAUUCUGGAACAGAGUGCACUCCAGGAGAAUCUAAGAAUUUAGGACAAAAAGAAAAUGGCAAUUACAUCAUGUAUGCGAGGGCGACGUCCGGGGACAAACUUAACAACAAUAAAUUCUCCCUCUGUAGCAUUAGAAAUAUAAGUCAAGUUCUCGAGAAGAAGAGAAACAGCUGUUUUGUUGAAUCCGGCCAGCCUAUCUGUGGGAAUGGAAUGGUAGAGCAAGGCGAAGAGUGUGAUUGUGGCUACAGUGACCAGUGUAAAGAUGAUUGUUGCCAUGACGCCAACCAGGCAGAGGGGAGGAAGUGCAGGCUGAGACCCGGCAAACAGUGCAGUCCAAGUCAAGGUCCCUGUUGUACAGCUCAGUGUGUCUUCAAGUCGAAGUCCGAGAAGUGUCGGGAUGAUUCAGACUGUGCAAAAGAAGGAAGGUGCAGCGGCUUGACAGCCCUCUGCCCAGCAUCUGAGCCUAAACCAAACUUGACAGACUGUAACAGGCAGACGCAAGUGUGCAUUAGUGGGCAAUGCACAGGUUCUAUCUGUGAGAAGUACAGCUUGGAGGAGUGUACCUGUGCCAGUACCGAUGGCAAAGAUGAUAAGGAAUUAUGCCAUGUUUGCUGUAUGAAGAGAAUGGAUCCGUCAAGUUGUGCCAGUACAGGAUCCGUGCAGUGGAAUAAGUACUUCCGUGGUCAGACCAUCACCCUGCAACCUGGAUCUCCUUGCAAUGAUUUUAGAGGCUAUUGUGAUGUUUUCAUGCGGUGCAGAUUAGUAGAUGCUGACGGUCCGCUAGCUAGGCUUAAAAAAGCCAUUUUUAGCCCAGAGCUCUAUGAAAACAUUGCCGAGUGGAUUGUGGCUCAUUGGUGGGCAGUAUUACUUAUGGGAAUUGCCUUGAUCAUGUUAAUGGCUGGAUUCAUUAAGAUAUGCAGUGUUCAUACUCCAAGCAGUAAUCCAAAGUUGCCUCCUCCUAAACCACUUCCAGGCACUUUAAAGAGGAGGAGACCUCCACAGCCCAUUCAGCAGCCCCCGCGUCAGCGGCCCCGGGAGAGCUACCAGAUGGGACACAUGCGACGUUGACUACAGCUUUGCCUUGGUUCUUCCUAGUGCCUACAGUGGGAACUUCACUCCAAAGAGAAACCUGUUACGUCAGCAUCCCCAAACGACACCCUCACAAACAACAGUCGAAGAAAAAUGGCAAGAGAGCAUGUCCUCAGACCAGGUGGAAUUACUUAAAUUUUAAAGCCUGAAAAUUCCAAUUUGGGGGGGUGGGUGGGUGGUGGAAAAGGAGCCCAAUUUUCUUAUGGACAGAUAUUUUUAACCUUAUGGCACAAAGUCUUAGAAUGUUAUUACGUGCCCCAUGUUCCCUGUUCUUCGUUGCUGCAUUUUUCUUCACUUGCAGGCAGACUUGGCUCUCGAUAAACUUUUAUCACAGAUUGAAAUAUAUAUAUAUUUUUUUCAACUGCCAGUCACGGCUAGGAGGCUCGACCACCUCAACAUUGGAGACAUCACUUGCCAAUGUACAUACCUUGUUAUAUGCAGACAUGUAUUUCUUACGUACACUGUAUUUCUGUGUGCAAUUGUAAACAGAAAUUGCAAUAUGGAUGUUUCUUUGUAUUAUAAAAUCUUUCCGCUCUUAAUGAAAAAUUACUGUUUAAUUGACAUACUCAGGAUAACAGAGAAUGGUGGUAUUCAGUGGUCCAGGAUUCUGUAAUGCUUUACACGGCAGUUUGGAAUGAGAAUCCGUUUCCCUUUUUCUGACGAUGGAGUUGGUUCUCUGUUUGUUUUCUUUUUAUCAAAUGGCUGCUAAGAAGAGCGCGUGAGUUACUGUGCUUAAGAACGCAGUCAGAGAAAUGUGCAAACUGGACAUACCCAGCGUACUACUUAAGAGUUAGUUCUUUAUGUAGACGUCUGAUUUCUGCUUACUUAUUUUAAACUUUCUAAUUCCAUUUUUGAAUUGAUAGGUGAAAUUUUGUUCAUGCUUUGGUAGAAAUUAUGUCAGUGAAAUGAUUCUUUUUAUCUGUAGCCUACUUAUUUGUGUCUUUCAUAUAUCUGAAGUGUGCUAAUUAUGUUUUUGUUUCUGUCUGACAUGGAAAAGAAAACCUGUGUAUUUUACCAAAAUGAGCAGUUUUUUCAGCACAUCAUCAUUAAUCAUUGGUAACCACUGAAGAAGAGUAAUUUGCUCAACUAGUAGUUGAAUUGUAGAUAGGCCUUCUGACGUUUUUUUCCUAAAAUAUUUUAACAGUAAUGAAGGUGAAACAGCACAACGUCCCAUCCCAAAUUUAUUUUUUAAACAGAUGUAAAUAAUUGGCAUUUUAAAGAAAGAAAGCAAAAGCAUUUAAUGUAUUAACAGGCUUAUUGCUAUGCAGGAAAUGGAAGGGGGCAUUAAAAAAAUUAAGCUUGUGACAUAUUUAUUGCUUCUGUUUUCCAACUACGUCACUUAAAUUAGAGGUAAACAGCUAUGAUUUCCUGGUUCGCGUAGGAGGCAAAUUUAGGGAAGGUUGAAAAGAUUUCUGUGUUUGGGCUUUUUUUUUUUUUUUUCCUUUUUUUCUUAAGAGUAUAAGGUUUACACAAUCAUUCUCAUAAUGUGACGCAAGCCAGCAAGGCCAAAAAUGCUAGAGAAAAUAAUGGGAUCUCUUCCUUGUAAACUUGUACAGUACGUGGUGACUUUUUUCAAAAUACAGCUUUUUGUACAUGAUUUAGAGACAAAUUUUGUACAUGAAACCGCAGAUAGACUAUAAAUAAUUCUAAACAAACAAGUAGGUAGAUAUGUAUGUAAUUGCUUUUAAAUCAUUUAAAUGCCUUGGUUUUUGGACUGUGCAAAGUUUGGAAGUGGGUUUGCAUUUCUAAAAUUGUGACUUUUAUUCUGCAAGAGUUCUUAGUAACUUCUUGAGUGUGGUAGACUUUGGAACAUGUAAAUUUUUUGCUUGUAAUGUUAUCCUGUGGUAGGAUUUUGGCAGGUACACACUGCCCUAUUUUAUUUUGAGUCUAAGUUAAAUGUUUUCUGAAAAGAGAUACGUGCACUGAACUCUUUCCACUGCAAAUCAAGAUGUGGUAAAAACAAGAGGAUCAAGACAAAUGGGAUCUCAUACUACUGUCAGUGUGGUGUCCACUGUGUUUUAUACAGUACCUUUUGGUUCACUUUGGAAAUUUUUACUAAAAAUUGCAAAAAAUAAAGUAUGUGCAAAGAUGUAAGGUUUUUUGAAACUUGAAAUGCAUUAAUAAAUAGACUUGAUGAAAUCAACUGGAAGGUUCCAUACUCUUUGAACUAUGAAAACUAUCAAAAGAAGCUGCCUAGAAGGCAUCUUUUCCUUACCAAGGGAAUGAGGUCAGUCAACAGAAAGAGGACUGUCUGUUCCCGCAGUAGUGUAGCUGUCUUUAUUCCUGGUUUGGAGUCCAUGUAGAAAAUGGAUCAUUAGAUAUCCUGUUAACACAAAACAACAUUUAAAAACACUCAGGGAACCUCAACUGCUUUACGUUGUUUCUAAUCAGCAGUCGGAGUGUUUGUCUUGGUGGAAGAACUGAGUCAUUUUGGAAACUUGUGGUCUUAUAGGUAUUUUGCAAGGUUCUGAAUGCUAAGUAUCUCAUUUAUUUUAAAAGUAUGGUUUUAUGAUAAACAUAUUUUAAAAUUUUGAGCCAGCGUUUUCCUACUUUGUCAGAUUCAGAUUCAUAGGGAAUAAGGAGAGAAUUCACAUUUCAGCAUUGUCUAGAAAAAGAAUUGGGCAAAAGAGAGCAGAACAUGUAUGCCCGGAUGGUGCCUGCACAGAACAAUCUAACCCAAACUCUUUUUUUUAAAAUCCAGGUCAGGUAUAAAUAAGUAAUAUUUGUUAAAUGAGUAAAUAUGAAAUAAUUUUUAAAGUUACUUUGUUAAUUUAGGACCAUCAAAAGGUAAUAUUAUGUUUAUUCAUGAAACCAUCAAUAUUAAUGUAGAUAAUUGCAAAUUUAUUUUUAUUUAUAAUUGAAUGCUUACAUUUUCGUUGUUUAGAACAUCCCUCUCCCCAGAGUUCUCUGAAUUCAGGCAGCUCUGAAAUCAGCCACAAAGUCAAGUCGGAGUUCUCAGAGUCUCCGGAGGCCGCGUCCAGUGGUUCAUGCGGCUUUGGAAAGGCCUUAUUUAAGGGAAAGACAGUCGAGCUGAUCAGUCGUGUCUUGUGAGGAGCCUUAAGCACUUUGUGCUUUUGGCAAUUCAUGUUUGUCACAUCCACAGACUGGCGAAAACUGAACAUUUAGCCAAAUUGAGCAAACUACUCUUAACUCCUUGUCUCUGUCCCUUUUGUCUGUAUAUUUUAAAACCUUAUAAUUCUUAUUUCUCCAAAGAUGGGGUAAGUGUCCAUAGCACCUGUGAAUUGGGUGCUUGUGUUUGACAAGGCUUUUUAACUUCUCUUUAAGUAUUUCUAAUAGAAGUAUAAGAGGGUUGUUAUGGGUUGAAUUGUGUUCCUCCGAAACAUACGUUGAAGUCCACACCCUUGGUACCUGUGGACAUGCCCUUAUUUGGAAAUUGGAUCUUUGAAGGUGUCAGCAGUUAACUUGAGGUCUUAAUCCAGUUUGAGUAACAUUCUUAUAAAGAAAAGGGACAGACAGGAAAACGGUCCUGCGAUGGAGUUAAGCUGCAGCUGCUCGCCCAGGAGCGCUUGGGGCUGCCAGAAACUACUGGAAACGUCUUCCCCAGAGCCCUUGAAGAGAACACAGCCCUGCGAUAGCCUGAAUUCGGGCUUGUAGCCGGCAGGAUUGUGAGACAGUGUGUUUCUAUUCUUGUAAGCCGCUGGUUGGUGGUGUUUUGUACAGAGGCCCAAGGACACUCUGCAGGAGCCGGUGUAGUAAAUGUGCCACUCCAAAGCAGAGGUGACACCCACUUCAGGGGAAGGGGGUGGGGGGAAGCUCAGGGUCUCCCAACACUAGAGCAAACUGGAUGUUUUAAAGCAGCUGCUGGUUCAUCUUUACAGAAGUCAGCGAAGUUGUAAAAAAUUGUAGUUUUCUGAAAAACAUUUGUGACUUCUAAGAAAAUUAAGAUGAUUAGUCUGCCCUACAGAGCUCAGCUUCACUUCUAACGUUUUGGACUCUGUGUUCUCGAUUAACAACAUUUUCCGUUUGAGUCACUUUUCCAUGUAUUACAAAUUUAGUUUUCCCAUUAUUUUCUGUAUCCAACCGUUUGUUAUGAGAAUGCAAAUUGAGCCCUGUGUUCUAUAUUGCAUUGCUAUAUUUGCAUGCCUUACAUAUGUGCAUAUAUGCUCUAUUUUCAGUAGAAAUUCGUGUAUUUUAUUACUGAUCAACUCCUCUGACUGACUGUUCUCUCCUAUUAAAAGCAACAGGAUGCUAGGUAAAAAUGGAGAGUUGAAGGAAAUAUUUAUUAGCCUCUGUUCUUCCCUAAAACCCCAACUAAAAUGACAGAGGAUUGGAGAAACAAGAGCAUGCUCCAACAAGGACAAGGCGACUUGAAGAGAAGAUUACAAGAAUAACAUUUUGGAAGCUGGAAAGCAGGUGGAGGAGGAGUAUCUGAGUUGGUGACCCAGGAAAGCCACCAUCAGUGGAGAUGCAGAGAAGCAGCCCAGUCUGCACUGUUAAUACUUUGGGACAUAUCCUUCAAGACUUUUCUACGACUGUGGCUAAAGGCAUGAUAUGCACACUUUUGUAACCCACCUUUCUUAAUUAACAAUACAUUGAUAUUGUAUCUUUAUCAUUUUAAUGACUAUAAAUAUUUUGUUCUCUGGAUGUAUUGUACAUUUUUUACUUAACCAAUUCUCAAUUGUUUGGACAUUUAGAUUGUUUCCAGAUUUUUCAUUAAACAAUCCUAAACCUAAUAAUAAAUAACAUAAAUUCCUAAAAAUGGAAUUGCUGGGUUAAAGGCUUUUUAAAA